AUGUGCUCAGACUGUGCUGCUCACGUUCUUUCUUGCUAUGCACUUGCUGUGACUAUGCUCGUAUGGCAGGAGGAGCAGCGCAAGGGGGCGAUAGUGGAGGCACUCACACACUUCUCGGUGCUCUCGGCCAAUGCCAUGGCGACAGGUGUCACCACCACGCGCAUGCGCCUGCAGCUCAUGAAAAAAUACUCAGAAGUGCAGGACUUUUGGUUGACAGAGGAGGAUGUGAACCCAUCAGCACCGCCUACAAUCCAUCCCGACCUGCUUCAUUACAUCGUCACACACGAUCCCCGCCUCUCCCCCUCCCGCUCCACCCGCCCCUCCACCUCCUACCCCCCCAACGCCUCCUCCCCGCCCCUCUCCCCCUCCUCCUCCGCCUCCCCCCCCAACACUCCCCCCCCUCGCUCCCUCACUCACUCUCGCUCGCUGGCGGAUGGGCGGACAAGGGGGAGGAUGGAGGGAGAGGAGGGAGAAGUGGAAGUGGAAGGAGGAAGGGAAGAGGAGGAGGGAGGAAAUGGAGGGGAGGAGGGAGGAGGAGAAGGGGAGGGGGAUGUUGAUGAGGGAUUAUCAGUGGUAUCGGAUAUGGAAAUAGAUGGGAUGGUAGUCGAGGGGGAGAGGAGGGGGAUGGGGAGGGUGGAAGGCGAUGGGGUGGGUGGGGCGGUGCAAUCAGGCGAUGGGGUGGGUGGGGCGGUGCAAUCAGGCGAUGGGGUGGGUGGGGCGGUGCAAUCAGGCGAGGGGCGGUGCAAUCAGGCGAUGGGGUUGGGUGGGGUGGUGCAAUCAGGCAAGGGGUGGGUGGGGCGGUGCAAUCAGGCAACUCUCGGUCAAACCCGCUCCCUCGAAGUCCAACUUUCUUCCCUUCAGGCCUCUAGUUUGAGGUGGCCUCGGGAAUAA
Closterium sp. Naga37s-1 is the source of this 891-nucleotide messenger RNA. NCBI's taxonomy places the organism in Eukaryota, Viridiplantae, Streptophyta, Zygnematophyceae, Desmidiales, Closteriaceae. The record is from the annotation of a GenBank genome assembly.